AAAAUAUUUGUUUUUAACGUUUUUAUGUUGUUUUUAGGAUGGAAAUAGUUACCAACAAUUGCGCAGCGCUUAGUAAUUACGAAGUUUUAAAACAUUUACAAGUAAUUAAAGAUAGCAAGCGAAAACACAAAGGACAACUGGCUACAAUAACAUAUGAGACUCUGAGGUAUCUCGAGAACACUCCCGUAGGAGAACAAACAUCAGAUAGCAUCAGAGAAUGCAUGAAAAGUCUAAGUGCAUUUAACCUCAACAAAACCGAAUUAUUGAUGAUUAUUAAUUCACCACCAAUUACUGCUUUGGAAAUUCAACUGAUUGUAGAAGACAGUGAGGAACGUUUAUCAGAAGACCAAGUUCAGCAAAUUCUAGUCAUUUUAGCUAACCACUUUCCUCACAUAGUUAAAGAACAGUCUGAUAACGAUAAUGAAGAAGCACCCGAAUAAAGCA
Messenger RNA from Phyllotreta striolata, 444 nucleotides. The record is from the annotation of a GenBank genome assembly. NCBI's taxonomy places the organism in Eukaryota, Metazoa, Arthropoda, Insecta, Coleoptera, Chrysomelidae.